Messenger RNA from Raphanus sativus (radish), 617 nucleotides. RefSeq names its product non-specific lipid-transfer protein 2-like. Lineage: Eukaryota; Viridiplantae; Streptophyta; Magnoliopsida; Brassicales; Brassicaceae. The record is from RefSeq and is a predicted model, not a curated record. Gene Ontology annotation, biological process: lipid transport. The coding region runs from base 33 to 329 and encodes 98 amino acids. The transcript has a single exon.
CUCUCUCUUAAAACUCCAACUUAUAGGAGACAAUGAAGUUUUCUUGCUCAAAACCAGUGUUGCUCAUUUUUGCAAUCCUUCUCUUGCUCAUUGUUGCUCAAGAAAACAGAGUCGCUGCAGGACAGCCAUGUGACCCUAUGCAGCUUAUUCCAUGCGAGGAGGCCAUACAUAAUGGCUCUAAGCCGCCGGAUACUUGUUGCACCAGGCUGAACCAGCAACAGCACUGUGUAUGCCAGUACAUGAAGAACCCUAAUUUCAAAUCUUUCCUUGACUCACCAAAUGCUAAAAAGAUUGCCACUGAUUGUCAUUUUCCUAAACCCAACUGCUAGUCUCUCCUCAUCUCCAAUCUUGUGUUUUUCUUGCUAUAAUGGAUUUGCUGUCGUUUUGUGUCAAAGUUGAUAUCCAUCAUGUUUAAUGGUUUUCUUCAUGGUUUCCUACUUUGGUUAAUGAUUUUUCUGCAUGUGUUUGUCUUCAAAAGAUCUCACUUUUUGAGACAUAAAUCUCAGAUUUAAUAAUAAACUAGAUCUUGACCCGUGCGACCGCACGGGUAUUAAUUUUCUGUUUUAUUUUUUUAUUUAUUUAUACUAAAUGAUGUAUUUGUAAUUUGAUUAUUUAAA